UGUAAACAAAAGCUUAAGUUGAACUGGAUUUACCACUAAUGACAGUUAAUGUUCAUUCUCACUAACAAAAAAAAAACCAGUCUCAAGCAGAUAUUUAUUCUGAUACAUAGACACCUCUCAGUAUCAAGCGCAACGUUCGAGAUGUAUCAUCAUUUGCAACUAUUUCCGUUAUUAUUAUUGAGUCUAUAUAUCCAUUUGAGCCUUGGCCAAGAUGUUCUAGUUUUUCAGACCACAACAGCAAACCCCCUACAGGAAUCUAGGCAGGUUACAACAACUAUACGUCCAAUUGCCAAUUGGGUAUUGGUUAAUAAUCGUCGAAUACCGGGCACCAUAGCUCCUUUUGUCACCCUACCUCCACCCACACAACAGUUUCUUGAUUGUUUUGGCAGUUGCCCAACCACACCAGAAUACAAUCCAAUUUGUGGUAGCAAUAUGCAAUUAUAUUUGAAUGAGCAAAAGUUCAAUUGUGCACGGUUUUGUGGAGCAGAUAUUCAAAUUGUACGCCGUGGCAGUUGUGAAGGCCUCUUUCCCAUGAUGCGAGGUUGAAGGAACAUUUAAUAAUAUUUAAAAUUUUGAAAUAAAUAAAAAGAAACAAACGUAA
Drosophila willistoni is the source of this 601-nucleotide messenger RNA. RefSeq lists its product as uncharacterized. Bases 49 to 546 code for a protein of 165 amino acids. Gene Ontology annotation, molecular function: serine-type endopeptidase inhibitor activity; protein binding. NCBI's taxonomy places the organism in Eukaryota, Metazoa, Arthropoda, Insecta, Diptera, Drosophilidae. The record is from RefSeq and is a predicted model, not a curated record. The transcript has 2 exons.